AUGGCCAACAACAACCUGAACCGCCCGCUCAACACUAAUGCGGCUGAUCCUUCCAACUCCAGCUCAACGCCUGGCACCACUCCGCCACCGCCGCCACCACCACCACCGUCUUCCGACAAUCCGCAAGAGCUCAUCCACCAGGCUCCCAGUGCCUUCAGCCGCACCGAGGACUGGUCGUUCAGUUUCGAGAGAGAAGUGAACAGCGGCAUUAAUGGUCAGUUGGGGGCAACUGGUGCGGUGUCCCGUGAAGCUCCCCAGGAACCCUCAGGGGCUAACACGGUGCUGCAGGUCCACCCAGGGAAUGGCGAAUAUAGCCUGCAGCAGAAGCCUAAGCAGCAGAAGGCGAGCAGCUCCCAGGCCACUUCUGAGCGCUACAAGACUGAACUGUGUCGGCCCUUUGAGGAAAGCGGCAUUUGCAGGUACGGCCACAAGUGCCAGUUCGCACAUGGCUACCGCGAACUGCGUACCCUGUCAAGGCACCCCAAGUACAAGACGGAGCCUUGCCGCACCUUCCACAGCGUUGGCUUCUGCCCCUAUGGCACUCGCUGCCACUUUAUUCACAACCUGCCUGAGCAGCAACCUGUGCCUUCCGAGAGUGCCUCCGAGGAGCUGAGCUCCUUCAAUGGCUCCAAUGAGCAACAUUUGGGCGUUAACGAAGAACAGCAGCUCAGACUGCAGAGUGACAACCCUUCGGGCUUCCUGUCGGGCAACAGCCAUGCCCUCCAGGCAACUCUGCUGCUCAACCAACAGGCGAUGCUCAGGAUGAUGUGCUGCAGGACCGCCUCCCCUACUCCGCCCUUCUACGACGCUGGCAAAGGCCCGUGCAACAACAACUGCGCCAACAAUGCCUUCCACCAGGAGCUAGAUGGCUUCUCGUCUGCUGCCGUACAGAAUCCUAACUUUGCUACCACAACUCCCACUGCCUCCUACAACAACCAGCAGCAGAUGGGCCUGGCAGCUUCUACUCAGUUCCAGAUGCCCCUUGCCGGGCCGACGCCUUCAGCCACCAUCCUUGGCCAGGCUGGUGUUGGCCCCACAGCUGCUGCCCUCGCUCCUGGGGCUGCCCUCACUCCCGGAGCUGCCCUUGCUCCUGGGGCUGCCAUGGUUCCUGGGGCUGCCCUCGCUCCUGGGGCGGCUGCCCUCGCUCCUGGGGCUGCCCUCGCUCCUGGGGCUACCAUGGCUCCUGGGGCUGCCAUGGCUCCUGGGGCUGCCCUCGCUCCUGGGGCUGCCCUUGCUCCUGGGGCUGCCAUGGCUCCUGGGGCUGCCCUUGCUCCUGGGGCUGCCAUGGCUCCUGGGGCUGCCCUUGCUCCUGGGGCUGCCAUGGCUCCUGGGGCUGCUGCCCUCGCUCCUGGGGCUGCCCUCGUUCCUGGGGCUGCCAUGGCUACUGGGGCUGCCAUGGCUACUGGGGCUGCCCUCGCUCCUGGGGCUGCCCUCGCUCCUGGGGCUGCCCUCGCUCUUGGAGCUGCCAUGGCUCCUGGGGCUGCCAUCGCUCUUGGGGCUGCCAUGGCUACUGGGGCUGCCCUCGCUCCUGGGGCUGCCCUAGCUCCUGGAGCUGCCAUGGCUCUUGGGGCUGCCAUGGCUACUGGGGCUGCCAUGGCUACUGGGGCUGCCAUGGCUACUGGGGCUGCCCUUGCUCCUGGGGCUGCCAUGGCUCCUGGGGCUGCCCUCGCUCCUGGGGCUGCCCUCACUCCUGGGGCUGCCCUCACUCCUGGGGCUGCUGCCCUCGCUCCUGGGGCUGCCCUCGCUCCUGGGGCUGCCAUGGCUCCUGGGGCUGCCAUCACUCCCAGGAUUGCCCUUGCUCCCGGGGCUGCCAUCACUCCUGGAGUUUCCAUUGCUCCAGGAGUUGCCACAGCCUCUAGCGGUGUAUUGGCUCCCGGUGCCUCUGUUACAGCUGCCCGUGCUGCAACUCCAAGUGUGGACAAUACAUCCUUGACCACUAUCACUACUGCCACUGCUGCAGAGCAUGCCACACCACACUUCACCUUCCAACUGCCAGUUGUCGAGUCUGAGUCCGAGUCCGAGUCCGAGUUGCUCGAGUUCGAUGUGAUCACCAGCACCCUGGAUUCCCUGUUUGUCUCUGAUGACGACGAUGAUGAUGAAGAAGACGGCUUUCUGAGGGGUUCCUCGAGCUUCAGCAACCUCAGUGAUUCUGAACUCAAUUCCAGCCGCCGUCUGCCCAUCUUCAGCCGUUUCUCAGACUCUGAAAAAUGA
Molecule: messenger RNA, 2211 nt
Organism: Arvicanthis niloticus (Nile rat)
Lineage: Eukaryota; Metazoa; Chordata; Mammalia; Rodentia; Muridae
Source: RefSeq, a predicted model, not a curated record